ACUCGACACACUGCAACCCUAUAAACACACCUUCGCCAUUCCCCCGUAGCUUCAUCUCCUUCGCAAAUCUCAAAGGAGAAGAAGCGGAGAGAGAGAGAGAGAGAGAGGGGGAGAGAGAGGCGACAAUGGAGGUGUUCUACUACCUCGUCUUCGGGGCGCUCGCGGUGGUGGUGGCGGUGUUGGAGCUGAGCAAGACGAGCAAGGACCGCGUCGCCACCUCCUCCGCCUUCAACUCCUUCAAGAACAACUACCUCGUCGUCUUCUCCCUCAUGAUGGCUGGUGAUUGGCUACAAGGCCCUUAUGUCUACUUCCUCUACAGCCAAUAUGGUUUCGAUAAGGGAGACAUUGGUCGCCUAUUCAUUGCUGGUUUCGGAUCUUCCAUGCUGUUCGGGACAAUUGUUGGUUCUCUGGCUGACAAACAGGGUAGGAAGAGGGCUUGCGUUACAUAUUGCAUAACUUACAUUCUUAGCUGCAUCACUAAGCAUUCUCCUGAGUACAAGGUUUUGAUGGUGGGGCGUAUAUUGGGAGGAAUAGCAACAUCUCUACUGUUCUCGGCCUUUGAGUCAUGGCUUGUUGCAGAGCAUAAUAAGAGGGGCUUUGAUCCACAAUGGCUUUCUUUAAUUUUCUCCAAGGCUAUAUUCCUUGGGAAUGGUCUCAUUGCUAUUGUUUCUGGCUUGUUUGCAAAUAUGUUGGCUGAUAACCUAGGGUUUGGCCCUGUUGCUCCCUUCGAUGCUGCAGCAUGCUUCCUAGCAAUAGGCAUGGCAAUCAUCUUAUCUUCAUGGACUGAAAAUUAUGGUGAUCCUUCUGACAGCAAAGACCUAAUGGGUCAGUUCAAGGUUGCUGCAACAGCCAUUGCUUCUGAUGAGAAAAUUGCUUUGCUCGGUGCGAUACAGUCAUUGUUUGAAGGCUCCAUGUACACCUUUGUGUUCUUGUGGACUCCUGCGUUAAGCCCCAAUGAUGAAGAAAUUCCUCAUGGUUUUAUAUUUGCUACAUUUAUGAUGUCUUCAAUGUUGGGGAGUUCUAUUGCAUCUCGUCUAUUGGCCCGUGUAACUCUAAAAGUCGAAAGCUAUAUGCAGAUAGUUUUCGUAGUCUCUGCAUUCACUCUCCUCCUCCCUGUCAUUAUCAAUUUCUUAGUAGCACCGUCUACAGGAAAAGAUUCUAGCCUUCCGUUUGGCGGUUGUAUCCUUCUCUUUGGUUUCUGCAUAUUCGAGUCAUGUGUGGGGAUUUUCUGGCCAUCAAUGAUGAAAAUGAGAUCUCAGUACAUACCAGAGGAGGCUAGGAGUACAAUCAUGAACUUCUUCCGCAUACCCCUCAACUUAUUUGUCUGCGUCGUGCUCUACAAUGUGAAUGCAUUCCCCAUCACCGUCAUGUUCGGCAUGUGCUCCAUAUUCCUUUUCAUGGCCUCAAUCUUGCAGAGGCGUCUAAUGGUCAUCGCAGAUCGCCCCAAAUCAAAGCCGCAAGAUUGGACUGCUUUAAGGGAGAUGGAUGGUGAAGAGGAGCCGCUGAACGUCUAAACUAAAGUCGGAACUCAUCGGAGCUCUCACGCCACAACGAUGCAAUCCAAUGCAAGAAAAUGCCUUGCUAUUUGCAGUUGCAGCUAUUAUUGAGGAGACAAUAAAAGGUGGAACCCUUGCUUUCUUUUCCCACCAGAGCGCGACAAUAUCUUAAAAAAAGUGCAUCCCUUCUAUGACUCUUAUAAUCCAAAACCAGGUAUCUGUUUCUUAAGCAGGAAGGCUCUUUUAUUAGUAGUCUUUAGAUCUUCCAUACAAUUUUCUUUAGGUGCCCAGGCUUAUUAGGGUCUAUUCAUUCUAUUAGUUUAGCAUUAUCCUAAUCUAAUUAAGAUAUAAUUGUUUUCUCCCUUCAUGAAAUCAUGUGGUAAUUUCCGUGACGGCUAAAUAAUAAUAUUGAUAUGUAGCUUGUUAAGUGUUGGUAAAGUCAUUCCUUAUAUUAAUUCUAAGUGAAUUUAUUUUUGUUGUUUAAUUUUGUUA
This is a messenger RNA of Ananas comosus (pineapple), 1988 nucleotides long. RefSeq names its product molybdate-anion transporter-like. Lineage: Eukaryota; Viridiplantae; Streptophyta; Magnoliopsida; Poales; Bromeliaceae. Gene Ontology annotation, molecular function: molybdate ion transmembrane transporter activity. The record is from RefSeq and is a predicted model, not a curated record. Gene Ontology annotation, biological process: molybdate ion transport. The transcript is spliced from 8 exons. Bases 126 to 1514 code for a protein of 462 amino acids. Gene Ontology annotation, cellular component: membrane.